AUGGACAAGGGUGAGGCGCCACCGAUGUAUGUGUGUAGGAAGUGCGGAACCCAUCUGGCACUACAGGACGAGCUCAUCUCCAAGGCCUUCUCAGGGCGUGACGGCAAAGCCUACCUCUUCCACUCUGCCAUCAACAUCAUCGUGGGUCAAUCCGAGGACCGUAAUCUGCUCACGGGCAUGCACACUGUAGCCGAUAUGCGCUGUAAAGGAUGUCAGACGGUCGUGGGAUGGACAUACCUCAAGGCUUGGGAGGGAUCGCAGAAGUACAAGGAGGGCCGCUUCAUCAUGGAGCACUCUGCCCUUCACAAGGUCAAUAACUGGUCUUGA
This is a messenger RNA of Microstroma glucosiphilum, 327 nucleotides long. RefSeq names its product yippee-like protein. The record is from RefSeq and is a predicted model, not a curated record. NCBI's taxonomy places the organism in Eukaryota, Fungi, Basidiomycota, Exobasidiomycetes, Microstromatales, Microstromataceae. The coding region runs from base 1 to 327 and encodes 108 amino acids. The transcript is spliced from 3 exons.